UCCUGGCGAUGCACCGCCGAGACAUCCAUUGCAACAUCCUCCUACAGCAAUGAAGGCGAUUCUCAUCCUGACGGCUUUUGCCGCCUUAGCUGGCCCUGCUGCCUGUGGCCGCCUCCAGGUUUCGGGCAAGGACCUGACCUACAACGGAGAAAAGGUUUUCCUGAGCGGCUGCAACUUCGCCUGGAAUAACUAUGGCUACGACUUCGGCAACGGCAAAUACGACGGCACGCUCGAACAGUGGGUCUCGGAAAUCGGGGGCGCCGGAGGAAACUCCGUUCGGGCGUGGGUGCACGUGGAAGGCGACAACACGCCCACCUAUGACAGCAACGGUUACGUCACCAGUUGCGACAACACGGGCGACUUCGAGAAUGACGUCUUGAAGCUGCUGAAUGCGGCCCAGUCGCACGACGUCCUGGUGGUGCUGACCUUGUGGAACGGAGCCUACCUCAACAACCAGAACACCAUCAACCUCAUCUGGGACGAUUCCAAGCUAGAGUCCUACGUCCAGAAUUGCCUCAAGAGUCUGGUAGGAAAAAUCAAGGGUCAUCCAGCUUUGGCAGCCAUUGAGACAGUGAACGAGCCGGAGGGGUCCGUGAAGGUUGAAUCCAGUUCCGAGUAUUGUUAUGACACCCAGCUGAUUGGUCAGUCAGGAGCAGGAUGGACUGGCAAAGGAAUUCCCAUGGAAAGGUGGCUGAAGUUCAUUGGCCGACAAAAUCAAGUCGUCCGUGAGGUGGACUCCGGACUUUUGCUCACCCUCGGAUCUUGGGGUCAGUUCGCCCAAAGCGACGCCUUCUCUAACACUCGCAACCACUACAGCAACGACUGUCUGUACAAGGCGGCAGGAGACAACUCCCACAUCGACUUCUACCAGAUGCACUCGUACGACUGGGGAGGCUCUUGGAGUCCCAACGCUCCCUUCACGGUGAACGCCGAUAACUACAACCUCGACAAACCCCUCGUGAUCGGAGAAUACGCUUCAGUCUGUGCUGCUGGUACCUCCCUCAGGGACUUGUACGAAUACUCCUACACACACGGAUACAGCGGAGGCUGGAGUUGGCACUACACAGCUACAGGCGACUGUAGCGACUCAAGAGAUACGCAGCGUGACGCUUUGGGGCAACUUCAUGGCAGGACUGACCACGGCACCGUCAAUUUCCACGUUGGCUAAAAAGGCUGCAAUGUAACCCUGUGACUGGUGAUGCUCAUGAAAUAAAAUACUUCAAAAUACUUCAG
Molecule: messenger RNA, 1233 nt
Organism: Macrobrachium nipponense
Lineage: Eukaryota; Metazoa; Arthropoda; Malacostraca; Decapoda; Palaemonidae
Product: mannan endo-1,4-beta-mannosidase-like
Exons: 9
Coding region: 50-1168 (372 amino acids)
Source: RefSeq, a predicted model, not a curated record